AUGUGGGCUGUUUCAAAUAGCAUACUCCUCUCGGCGGUGACGACAGGCCUGCUCUCCCAUGCUAUCUACAAGAGGCGCGAGCCAGACGUCGUCUCCUUUCUACGACAGUUUCUGCUGCUUGUCGCCGCUGCACUAGGAUGGACGGCCUCCUCUCAGACAGCUUUCGAUCCGCUGUCGAUCAUAGCAGCUACACUUCUCUUCGCCACGGUGAAUCUGUUCACCCUUGGACUGAGCAUUUCCAUCUACCGACUGUUCUUGCACCCUCUUCGAAAGUUUCCAGGUCCCUGGGCGGCGAAGUUGACCAAGCUGGAGGGAGUCUAUUACGCAUUGCCAGGUAAAUUUCACGAUCAUAUGCAGGAAAUCCACGACAAGUACGGUGAUGUGGUCAGAAUUGGUCCCAAUGAACUUUCCUUCCGCUCGGCCUCUGCCGUGAAACAUUUGGUGGGAAAGGUCAACAAGGGCGCAUACUUUGAAACCAGCGUCUAUACAGAAGGCGAAGGGGUCCCAAUCAAUGCAUUGGUCGAUUUCGAGGAGCACAAGCAGCGGCGACGGCUCUGGGACUCGGCAUUCAACCAGAAAAGCCUCAAGUCCUUUUCUCCCAUGUUCAAUCGCCUUCUCGACCGGUUGAUUGGCGAACUCCACAAGUUCGAGGACUGGUGUGACUACUAUGCUUUCGACGUGAUGGGCGAACUGGCCUUUGCAAAGGACUUUGGUCUGAUCACGGGCGAGGGGAAUAGAGAUUACUCGGGCUUCAUCCGAAGCGGCCUCAAGAUCUUCUUCGUCGUCUCCAACAUACCAUGGAUCUCGCCUCUGGCCUACUACUUCCCCAUAUCGGAAGAGGUGAAGCAACAGUCUAUCAAAUUCCGCGAGCUGGGCUCCAAGCAGAAGAAUGCAGAGGCUCAUCUACGGGCGGACUCGCCGGUGCUCUUCAUCGCUGGCAGCGACACGACAUCCACAACGAUGGCGUUUCUCUUCUACUUCGUUCUGCGGGACCGGAAGGUGUAUAAGAGACUCCGCGACGAGAUAGACCAAGCUUGGGACGGGAAAUCUCCCUUGGAGGCUGGGAUGCUGGGUAUCGAGACAUGUCCGUAUCUUCACGGGGCCAUACAAGAAGCCCUGCGCCUGGUCCCUCCCGCUCCGAAUGGAAUGCAACGCCGCCUGAUCCGGGACACUGAGAUUGACGGCCAUUUCAUCCCCGCGGGGACACUGGUCUCAGUCAACGCCUGGGCCGCGCAGCGCCACGCCAAACAUUUCACCAACCCUCUCGACUUCGUGCCUGAGCGCUGGAUCGACUCGGAACGGGACAAGAAGUGGAACCACGUCCCCAUGGCCUACAUCCCCUUCGGCAUCGGCAGCUACCUGUGCAUAGGCCGCGCGCUGGCCAUGCAGGAACUGCGACUCAUAGCCGUCAAGCUGAUGCGCGAGUUCGACCUCGAGCUGGUCCCGGACUUUGACCAUGCCCGGUUCUGGGCCGACAUUCGGAGCUGGCAGGCGAUUUUUAAGCCAGCUCUUCCGGUUCGGUAUAAGCGACGCAGCAGGACGGGGGGCACGGUGUAA
Fonsecaea nubica is the source of this 1557-nucleotide messenger RNA. RefSeq lists its product as hypothetical. NCBI's taxonomy places the organism in Eukaryota, Fungi, Ascomycota, Eurotiomycetes, Chaetothyriales, Herpotrichiellaceae. Gene Ontology annotation, molecular function: heme binding; oxidoreductase activity, acting on paired donors, with incorporation or reduction of molecular oxygen; monooxygenase activity. Bases 1 to 1557 code for a protein of 518 amino acids. The record is from RefSeq and is a predicted model, not a curated record. The transcript has 11 exons.